CACCGUGUAUGGACUAGACUGGUGGCCAAGUUCGAGUUCGCAAAGCAAGCAAAUCUACGAAGCGGACAGUUGUUCAAACAGCUAUCAUAUCGCGUGUGAAGUGUGAAGACACCGAAAUUGUGCGCUUGUAGUAUUCGGUGAUUUUUGUGAUAUUUGUGUAUAUGUGUAUGUGCACCGGGACUUAGAAUAAUGUACAUGUCAUCUAGAUUUGCCUUUACAUUGUUGUUGUUAAUACGAACAGUUCUGCUCAGUGUCAGUGACCAUGUGGAAAUAAAAUCUGAGGGUGAAUCUAACAACGAAACCAACGUUGAACAUUUUGGUCUAAAUACAAAGGAUAUAUUGCAUAAUGUUAUGCCUCAGAGAGUGGCCAAUUCAUUGCCUACCUAUGCCAAGGCCUUGGCUUAUAAUGGGACCACAAAAGAUAACGUAAUACUGCACAGCGAUGAAUACCUGGAACGUAAUCAGCGGCUUUGUUUCGAGAAACGAAGCUUGCUUUCCUGUAUUAAAUACAGAGCUUCGAAAAUAGUUUGGAUGUUGGCUACCAACAAGCUUGGCUACUUCCCCAAUGAGUACAGUCGUGCAUUGGCGGAGGAUCAACGUCGAGUUCGCGUCAUACAGCUAGGGGAGCCGGCUGAUAUUAUGGUUUUUCACGAUGCUCGGAGUUUACAAGGUGAUAGUGAGUUUGUGAGCAUAGCGAAGUUUCUCAAACGUGCAGCCGAGACCUUUAGCCGCAAUCAUGCCGUACAAGUGAAGUUAUCCAGCGAAACAGGUGCGCGCAUCGUGGACUCCGAAGUUGAUGGGCGUUCACGCCAUGACCGCAAGCGCCGCAAAUGGCUCGUCAUACUGCCACUCAUCAUUCUGCUGAAAAUCGCCCACCUCAAAAUGAGCGUUGUGACUCUGCUGCUAGGCGUUCUUGGGCUGAAUGUGCUGUUGGUGGGCGGCAUGGGCUGGUUGAUACACUAUCUAAAAUUCAAGACUUUGUGUAAAAUACAUCCGCAUUUGGUGCAGUCGCAUUCGCACGUCUACGACUCCGAUCUGGCUGUUCACUCUGAUGACGACACACGCGGACAGAUUAUUCCUCAUUCAUUGGCAGUAGCUUUCCUGGCUCCUAUUAUAGCGGCGCUGGUGGCGGUAUUCAUGAAGUUAACGCAAAAGACUGGGCCACAAGUAAGGCGUAUAAUGGCGGCAAUUAUUUGGACACCAUUAGUAAGCGGCUGAAAUAGCUCAAAAUGAUGUUCUGGCGGUAUUUGUUGAACCUUUGGCGAAAAUAUUAUGUGCGCUACUAUCGAUUUUAUGUACAGGUAAUCGGAAAUCUAGGGUAGACAUGUUGCUAUUAGUUAUUUGAUAUUUAUAUUUAUUCAAAAGCUGUAGCAAGUCAGAUUAAGCUGAAGUCUUUUGUAUAGUAUAAAUCAGUUUACCCGCUUUUGCAGUAGUGAGUAUGUAUCUAUAUAUGUAUAUCCAGAUUACCAGAGGCUACUGAAGCUUAGUAGCAACCAAAGUUAUCCAAUAUUUUACACUAAGCUUUCCUUUUGUUUCUUUCAAACGUCUAUAAUUUAACUUUAUAUGAACUUUAGCAAAAAACGAUAAGUGGUUGUCAUUUUGCUCGCCUUAAGAUGACUGUGUGCACAUCCCGUAGUUUUUAUCUGAGAAGUUCUUUUGAAAGUUUUUUUAAAACACUGUUGGAGAAUUAAGCAAUUAAGAAGUUUGCACAACGUUGACUUAAAUUAGUCUUGAUAAUGAAGUGUAAAGAUCAAAAAAGGUUAAACUGAGCUAAAUCUGUUCGAAGGAAUCGGCCUUAGCUUUUUCUAUUAGAUAGGCAGACAGCAGUUUUGCACACACAUCUUGAUAUAGUCAGUAUUUAAUGAAAAGAACAUAAGAACACCAAUCUAUAA
Messenger RNA from Bactrocera latifrons, 1892 nucleotides. RefSeq lists its product as uncharacterized. Lineage: Eukaryota; Metazoa; Arthropoda; Insecta; Diptera; Tephritidae. Bases 190 to 1218 code for a protein of 342 amino acids. The record is from RefSeq and is a predicted model, not a curated record. The transcript has 4 exons.